AUGUACAUUUUAGUAAUCAUAGAUGCUUUUACAAAAUUUAUCAGUAUAAGACCUGGCAGAGAUACAAAGACUACUACUACCAUUCGAGUCCUUAAAGAUUUUUUUAGCUAUUUUGGAGCACCAACUCGAUUAAUCACAGACAGGGGUACUUGUUUUACUAGUUCCAAAUUUAAAACCUUUGUAGAAGAUAGUCGUAUUAAACACGUAUUAAACGCUGUAGCAACUCCGCGAGCGAACGGACAGGUUGAGAGAUUUAAUCGAACUAUUUCGGAGGCUCUUAGCGCAAAAUGCCAUGAUAAAAAUGAUAACACCUGGGAUGAAUAUGUUAGUGACGUUCAGCUAGGAUUAAACACAUCAGUUAACAAAAGUACCGGAAAAAGUCCGUCAGAAUUAUUGUUUGGUUAUAACGUUAAAACUGUGUCUGAAAAUAUAUUAGGAGAUAUAAUUAAUACAACUACAGAUCGCAUUAGCGGCGAUGAAUUAAUCAAUCUAAGAAAUGAAUCUAUGCACAAAAUCGAAAAGCAACAAAAUUUAGCCAAACAUCGAUACGACAAGCAUAGAAAGUUAGCCACAAAAUACAACAUUGGUGAUCUAGUUAGAUUAGAAAGAACUACAUUUGAUAAGGAUAGAAUUGGUAAAUCCAAGAAACUAAUGGCUAAAUUUCACGGACCCUAUAAAAUUGUUAAAAUAUUACCCAAUGAUAGAUUUUUGGUUGAAGAUACUCCUAUUACAAGAAAGAAAGGUAAGAAGUACGAAAACGUAGUAUCUAUUGAUAAAAUACAUCCGUGGCUGAACUUUAAAUCAUUGGACAGCGAAAACGACAGUGAUGGUAACGACAAAAGUGAUACAAAAGACAAAAGUGACAGCGAAAACGACAGUGAUGGUAACGACAAGAGUGAAUGA
This is a messenger RNA of Spodoptera litura, 903 nucleotides long. Lineage: Eukaryota; Metazoa; Arthropoda; Insecta; Lepidoptera; Noctuidae. The record is from RefSeq and is a predicted model, not a curated record.